AUGAAUUGGGUGGCUGAUCCAUACUGGACGAACCGCGGCUGGAAGGAGAUCAGACAACUCGAAAAGGAGAUCGAGCAAGCAGAUACUACCAAACUCGCACCACCACUCAACGAGACGGAGCUCAUCCAGCAAUUAGUUCUACAAUUUUUACAACACGACGGUUACGUAGAGACAGCACGAGCCUUUGCCCGAGAAAUACAAUCCGAAAAGCAAUCUCUCUGUUUAGACCCCAAUGAGCAGGUACCCGGCAUUGACAUAAAAGAUGACGAGGAUGCAAAUAAUCGACAACGUAUCCGUCGAGCCAUCCUGGAAGGCGACAUCGACAAAGCACUGAAGCACACGAAGGCAUUUUACCCCCAGGUCCUCGAAGAGAACGAGCAGGUCCACUUCCACCUCCGAUGCCGCAAAUUCAUUGAGAUGAUCCGCAAUGAAGCCGAGAUGAACCUCGUAGGCGCAGGCGGCCCCAAGGGUAACCACGCCGCCGCCAUCGCGACGGGCAACAACGGCCACAGCCAGCCACCGGGCGCUGAGGAGAUGGAGCUCGACGAGGACCUGGACGACCUCGACGGCACGCACGACCAGCGGGAUCUCACGCAGGAUGCGCUGCUCUACGGGCAGACGCUGCAGGCUGAGUACCUGGGCGACGAGCGGCGGGAGGUGCACGUGGCGCUCAACGAGAUCUUUGGCCUGAUGGCAUACCCGAAUCCGCUGAAGGAGCCCAAGGUCGCGCACCUGCUGGACCGCAAGGGCCGGGUCGCGGUCGCGGAGGAGCUCAAUUCUGCCAUAUUACAAUCCCUCGGAAAGUCAUCCCGCGCGGCGCUGGAAAACAUGUACGCACAGACCUCGGUGCUACUAGACGACCUGGCUGAGACGGGCGGGCCCGGCGCGUUCGUCACGCUGCGGAGCGUCAUCGAAGAGACCGAGACGCCUGGGCAAUGGAUCUAG
This is a messenger RNA of Diaporthe amygdali, 945 nucleotides long. Its product is annotated as ran-binding protein. The transcript has 5 exons. Gene Ontology annotation, molecular function: protein binding. The record is from RefSeq and is a predicted model, not a curated record. Bases 1 to 945 code for a protein of 314 amino acids. Gene Ontology annotation, biological process: cytoskeleton organization; cell surface receptor signaling pathway. Lineage: Eukaryota; Fungi; Ascomycota; Sordariomycetes; Diaporthales; Diaporthaceae. Gene Ontology annotation, cellular component: cytoplasm.